Sceloporus undulatus (fence lizard) is the source of this 2053-nucleotide messenger RNA. RefSeq names its product zinc finger and SCAN domain-containing protein 31-like. NCBI's taxonomy places the organism in Eukaryota, Metazoa, Chordata, Lepidosauria, Squamata, Phrynosomatidae. The coding region runs from base 284 to 2053 and encodes 589 amino acids. The record is from RefSeq and is a predicted model, not a curated record. Gene Ontology annotation, biological process: regulation of transcription by RNA polymerase II. Gene Ontology annotation, molecular function: DNA-binding transcription factor activity, RNA polymerase II-specific; RNA polymerase II cis-regulatory region sequence-specific DNA binding. The transcript is spliced from 5 exons.
GACAAGCAGCUGCCUUUCCACAAGGUCCCUCUUGAGGAGUUGCUCUGUGGGAGCAAGCUGUUCUGACCUUAGAGCGGCUCAUGCUUGCGGUGGUGGCACCAGCUGGCUCAUAGGAACUGUAUGGGAAGGCAGCUAGCCUUCUUCGACACAUUUUGCUUCAGCAGGGGUCUUAGCACAGCAGUUGGCUGGGCAGUGUCUGUGUCCGACGGUGUCCUCCUGAGGCUGAACCUGAAAGAAGGCAGUUGGCUGCUUUUUCUGCUUUGCACAGCCUUUGGAUCGAGCGAUGGAGACCUUGAGUGAGGCAGUGAACAUGUCUAUGGAAAAGGUGGAAGCAGAGACUCGAAAGCUGAAAAGCAGGGAGGAAAACACCUCCACUGUCACACUGUGGGCAGAGAUGGAGGAACCUGAAGCCCCUCACGUGGUACGUGUUGGAAAUCUUGGAGAGUUACAGACGGCGGCGUCUCCAGAGCGUGUCAAACAUGAACCAGAGGAAGGGUUGCAGGAACGCUGGGAAGCCCAAUGGCAGGAGUUCUUGAAGACCCUGCAGGCCCCCCACACGGGAUGGGGCAACACACCAUCACCAGAGGAGUCCAGUCCAUGGGAUGACGCCAAGGCUUUCCUGGCCUCCUUUGAGCAAGUUGCAUUGACGUGUCGGUGGCCUCGGGACAAGUGGGCGACUCUCCUCUUGCCGGCCCUCAGCGGAAAAGCCGAAGAGGCCUUUCGCAACCUUGGCCCCCAAGAAAGGGGAGACUACAGGAAGGUCAAGGCAGCCAUUUUGCACGGGGAAGCCCUCGCGAGGGAGAAGCAGCGCCAACACUUCCGGCAGUUGUGCUACCAGGAAAGAGAAGGGCCGAGGGGUGUCUACAGUCGGCUGAGGGCACUUUGCUGCCAGUGGCUGAGGACUGAGAGAUACUCGAAGGAGGAGAUCCUGGAGCUGCUCAUCCUGGAACAGUUCCUGAUUGUCCUGCCUCAAGAAAUGCAGAGUUGUGUCAGGGCACAGGGUCCAGAGACUUGUGCCCAGGCAGUGCUCCUGGCAGAAGGUUUCCUGGUAAAGGAGAAAGAGACCACCACAAAUAUGCCAGAACAGGUUCUAGCAUCUCAGCAGCCAUUGAAAGUGGCAACAGAUGUAGAUUCCUCUGAGGCGGGUCAUAUUUUGCAACCUGAUUCUUGGAAAAAGCAAAUCUGUAAGGUAGAGGAAGAUGAAGAAGAAAGCUCAUCGGGAGGAAAAAAGAUCCUUGACAAUAAGGAAGGCAGCUUUCAGCAAGAGUGUCUAGAACAGUUGGAAUCAAGGGAUAUAUUGCAUGGAAGAAGCAAGAUUGGACAGUGUUAUGAAGAAGGAAUUAGGUAUGGGAGUCAGCAGGGACUAGCAGAUGACCAAGUAGUUCAUCUACAUAAGAGGAUGGAUAAAGAGCUUCCUGGUGUUGUAAGUACAUUUGUUCUAACAGGAGUCAAAACACAUGAAGAAAUCCACCUCCCUGGGAAAAACUUCAGUUGGAGCACAGACCUUGGCGUCCCUGAAAGAUCCCGACGAGGAAGAAAAAUGUAUAAAUGCUCAGAGUGUGGGAAAGUUUUCCGUGAUAAAGGAGCUCUGAGGAAGCAUGAGAGAGUACAUACGGGAGAGAAACCGUACAAGUGCUCCAUGUGUGAGAAAAGCUUUGCUAACAGCUCCAACCUCACGGCACAUGAGAGAAUUCACAAAGUGGAGAAACCAUAUAAGUGCUCAGAAUGUGGUCGUCAUUUCAGCCACAGAGGAAUCCUUAUGAGACAUGAGAAAAUUCACACAAGGAGGAAACCCUUUAAGUGUGCGUGGUGUCCAAAAAGUUUCACGGAUAGCUCUAACCUUGCUGUCCACGAGAGAAUUCACACAGGGGAGAAACCAUUUCAGUGCUCUGAGUGUGGCAAGAGCUUCAACCAAAAGGGAAACCUUAUGAUACAUGAGAGGAUCCACACUGGCGAGAGACCAUUUAUGUGCUUGCAAUGUGGAAAAAGCUUCAGCCAGAAAGGAAACCUUGCCAAACAUGAAAAAAAUGCACACCGGAGAGAAAGGAUAUAA